ACAUUACCCACCGUUUGACGUUUUCCUGUCAAAGCGCACAUGCGCAUUCAUAUGUUCUAUUCGGGACGGCUGUAGGAGAAAAUGGCAGCAUUCAUGCUAGGACAGCAGGUCCGCCAGCUCAGCACGUCUGUGGUCAGACCUGCAGCAAAACUGGUUAAGCCACCUAUCCAGGUCUAUGGAGUGGAGGGCCGCUAUGCCACUGCUUUGUUCUCAGCUGCCAGUAAGCAGAACAAACUGGACCAAGUGGAGCAGGAACUGGGAAAAGUGGCUGCCAUGAUCAAGGACCCCAAGAUGUCCAGUAUUGUUAUGAAUCCUCAUGUUAAGCGCAGCCUCAAACAGAAAGCCUUCAAUGAUGCACUUACAAAGGCUAAGGUCUCACCCAUCACCGUCAACCUCAUCAAUGUUUUGUCUGAUAAUGGUCGUCUGACUCUAACUGGUGAUGUGAUCUCUGCCUUUGGUAAAAUGAUGAGUGCACACCGUGGAGAAGUCAUCUGCUCUGUGACCACUGCUCAGCCUUUGGAUGAUGCUAAUCUUGCCGACCUAAAAGUUGCCCUCAAGGGUUUUCUUCAGAAAGGUGAAACUAUCAAGCUGGAAACAAAGGUGUGGGUCUAUUUUGUUAUCCCCAUUUCAGAGGAAAUAAAAGUGAUUCUCAUUAUAAUAAUUGUUUUUUUCUACCCCUUUGAACAGUCGGAUCCUUCAAUCCUGGGUGGCAUGAUUGUCAGCAUCGGGGACAAGUAUGUUGACAUGUCCACAAAAACAAAGAUUCAGAAGCUGACCAAGCUCAUCAGGGAAACUUAAGUCCUGUGGACUUAAUUUUGCAGAAGAUUGAAGAAGGCCAUCUGGAGACAGGCUGGCUGCUUCCUGUUCUAGCAUUGAAAUUGCUCCAUAAGUACAAUGUCUAUGUUUAUUCAUAUGGAUGUUAAUAAAAACAAAAGAAAAAUGAAA
Molecule: messenger RNA, 945 nt
Organism: Sphaeramia orbicularis (orbiculate cardinalfish)
Lineage: Eukaryota; Metazoa; Chordata; Actinopteri; Kurtiformes; Apogonidae
Gene: atp5po
Product: ATP synthase peripheral stalk subunit OSCP
Exons: 7
Coding region: 82-798 (238 amino acids)
Biological process (GO): proton motive force-driven ATP synthesis
Molecular function (GO): proton-transporting ATP synthase activity, rotational mechanism
Source: RefSeq, a predicted model, not a curated record